AUGGUGCCGAGUGGAGACGCCUUUGCGCCGCGGCACGGCCAUGCGGCGACCGCCGCCGCCCACCCUGUCGACGGUGACAACGGCAGUGAGGCCGAUGCGGGGUCGGUUCUCGUUUACGGCGGCAAGGACGCGCAGGACGAGCUGCUACAAGGAGUCUUCCGACUCUCCCCUGCGGCUUGCGGCGAGGCGGGCGGCGCCCGGUGGACGCUGCUCCGCGAAUCGGGCGAAGGCAAGGUGCCGCCUGUCGGCCGGGCGGAGCACUCCCUCUCCUGGGGCAAUGGAGCCGGCUGGCUCUUUGGCGGCGCGGACGAAAGCGGCUUGCGAGGCGACCUGCUCCGCCUCAGCUUGACGAGCAGCGGCGCUGGAGAGUUUGACUGCCGCUGGGAGAUCCCACGCUGCACGGGCGCCGCGCCAAGCCCUCGAGGGAUGCACGCCGCGACUGUGCUGCCUGGUGGUGGUGGCGGCGACGCGCUCGUGAUUCACGGCGGGCGUGGCGGCGACGGAUCGAAGCCGCUCGGCGACCUCUUCAUCCUCGGCCUCUCACGUCUGUGCUGGUCCUCCGUCUCGCAAGCGGGCGGCGCGCGCUUUGGCCACGCCGCUGCGCCACUGCCGGUGGCGGCUGCGAGGGCGACGGCCGCUGCGAGCGAGACGGUCCUCUUCUUUGGGGGUAUCACGACCAACGGCGCAUCUGCUUCCAUCGACCCGCCUUCGCGACGGUUCGCCCACGCCAUGGCGGCGCUGGGUGGCUCUGCGUACGUCUUUGGUGGCUCGGACGCGAGCUGCGAGAUGGGGGACCUCUAUGCGGCAGAGAUGGAGGAGUAG
Emiliania huxleyi CCMP1516 is the source of this 822-nucleotide messenger RNA. RefSeq lists its product as hypothetical. The record is from RefSeq and is a predicted model, not a curated record. Lineage: Eukaryota; Haptophyta; Isochrysidales; Noelaerhabdaceae. The transcript is spliced from 3 exons. Bases 1 to 822 code for a protein of 273 amino acids. Gene Ontology annotation, molecular function: protein binding.